GGCCGCGACCCCACGGACCACAUUUAUUAAAAGCUACAUGACUCGUUACGACCGCAUUAGGUGACACCGGUUUGACCAGAUAUAAACAAAUCAUGACUACAGAAGACACCAAACCACAUAAAACAAAAAGAAUACAAAUCAUUUCGCAUCCACGCCUUCACCUUCUCCACUCCUCCCCUCGCUCUCCCUCUCUCUCGUUAUUCUCAUUCUCUGGUCAGAUCUCAACCCAAAAGACAUCCAUCGUAUCGGAGGCAGAGUAGUAGUGUUGAUGGUGGUGAAGAGACGGCCUUCGCUCCUCUUCCACUACCUCUUCGUCCUCCUCCUAAUGGCCGUCAUUUCCUUCCUCACCGCCGCCGCCGCCGACACCACCGACAGCCACCUCCGCCGUCGCGACCCAGCCAAGAAUAAGAAGAAGAAGAGGACGCCACCACCUCCCCCUUCCAGAUCUCUCCCUCCGCCGUCCUCCUCCUCCUCGUGGGAGCAGUUCAAGAGCCUGCUCAGCUGCCGCUUCGCGGUGGCGCAGGUCCACGAUCCGGCGUCGCGGCUCGGCCGCGCCGUCUGCGGGUCGUCCAUCUGCGCCAUCCGCGACGUCGUGCACGGCAACACCCGCGUCGUCCACCGCUCCGAUACCGACCUCUCCUCCGACGCGAGUUCCAUCACACAGAACGAGACCGCGCCGCUAGCGCGCUCAGCCCGCCACCGCCCGGCGCCUCCGGCGGCGUCGCUUGGCUGUCGCGGAGGCGGAUACUAUUCCCCGCUCCCCAAGCUCUCCGGCUGCUACGAGUGCCACGCCGUCUCCGUCGACUCAUCUUCUAGAGGGUAUCCAAGGCCGAGAACGAUGCUGUGUGCUUGCGCCGAGUGCGGCGAGGUGUUCACGAAGCCUGAAACCCUAGAAUUGCAUGAAAUCACAAGACAUGGAGUGUCGGAGCUGGGGCCCGACGAUUCGGGACGCAACAUCGUGGAGAUAAUCUUUAAGUCCAGCUGGCUCAAAAGGGACCGUCCGAUCUCUAAGAUCGAGCGCAUCCUCAAGGUCCGUAACACGGCCCGGACCGUCGCGCGCUUUGAGGACUACCGCGCGGCCGUCAAAUCCCGCGCCCUCCCGCACUCCGCCGCCAGCGGCGCCACUCGUCACAACCACCCCUCUCGCUGCGCCGCCGAUGGCAACGAGCUCCUCCGCUUCCACUGCACCUCCCUCUCCUGCCCCCUUGGCGCCCGUGGCUCCACCUCGCUCUGCCCCAAUGCCGGCGACACCGCUUCCUCCGCCGUGGCCUGCGGCGUCUGCGCCAUCAUCCGCCACGGCUUCGCGCGGGCGAACCGCCCGCAUGACGUGCGUACGACCGCCAGCAGCGGGCGCGCGCACGACUGCGGCCACGCCUCCGGCGCCGCGGACGACCGGCUGCGGGCCAUGCUCGUGUGCCGCGUCAUCGCCGGGCGAGUGAGGCGCCAGGGCGACGACCCGGCGGCGGAGGACGCUUACGACUCGGUGGCCGUUCCCGACGGAUCCGGCGCGUACGGCAACCUGGAGGAGCUGCUGGUGGCCAACCCGAGGGCCAUCCUCCCCUGCUUCGUCGUCAUCUAUCGGGCCCUCGAUCGAGACUAUCCAUCCACAGUAAAAGAAAAUAGCAAGUAAAUUACUAAAUGUCACAAAUAUCUUUAUUUAAUGUUGGCAUCAAAUGCAACGGUGACCGAAGGGAAGGCUAUAGAAAAAUUAAAAGAGUAGCCCACCCUCUCAGUCUCCAAAGUCCAAAGUCUUCAUCGUGACUAAUUAAUAGACUAAAAUUAUGUGUAUUAUUGGGUGAGUAAGAUCGAGAUAUAUUUUAAUAGAAGUAGCUGAUGCAA
Messenger RNA from Zingiber officinale, 1839 nucleotides. RefSeq lists its product as uncharacterized. Bases 269 to 1630 code for a protein of 453 amino acids. The transcript has 3 exons. NCBI's taxonomy places the organism in Eukaryota, Viridiplantae, Streptophyta, Magnoliopsida, Zingiberales, Zingiberaceae. The record is from RefSeq and is a predicted model, not a curated record.